AUGACUCGCAUGCUUUCCAUCCUAGCCACUGCGGGCAUAGCAGCUGGAGCUCUCUACGGCGUUGACGGCCGUCCGUCACCAGUCGCUCCCACGCCCGUCAAUACGGCGGCCGACAUCCAGUAUACGUCAACUGCCAGCGCCGACGUGGCGGCGGCAGCGGCAACGGCCAAGACUCAGUCGCCCGUGUCGAACGUCAAGGGGAAAGCCUUCAACCGCAUCGUGCAGAUCUACCUCGAAACCACGGCGUACGAGAACGCCAUUGCCGACGCGAACUGCAAGGCCCUUAUAAAGCAGGGCAUACUGCUGUCCAACCUCUACGGUGUGGCGGCUCCCAGCCAGCCCAACUACGUGGCGCCGGCCAGCGGUGACUAUUUCGGCACCAACAGCGACUCGUUCCUCCUGGUCGACCGCAACGUGUCCACCAUCGUCGACCUGCUCGAGGACAAGGGCAUCAGCUGGGGCGACUACAACGAGGGCCUGCCCUACACCGGCUUCGAGGGCUUCGAGUACUCCAACCCCGUCGAGGGUGACUACGCGCGCAAGCACAACCUGCUCGUGCGCUUCGACUCGGUCACGCUCAACCCGGACCGCCUGGCGAAGCUCAAGAACCUGACGCUCUUCUACGACGACGUGAAGAAGAAGCGUCUGCCGCAGUGGGCGUUCGUCACGCCCAACCUCUACAACAACGGCCACGACACCAACAUUAGCGUCUCGUGCAACUGGACGCGCACCUUCGUCGAGCCGCUGCUGAGGAACCCCGGCUUCGACGACGGCAACACGCUCGUCUACGUCACCUGGCAGGCCAACGGCCAGUACCCGACGGCCCGCAACCACGUGGCCGGCAUCCUGCUGGGCUCGGCCGUGCCCCGGAGCCUGGCGGGGACCGUCGACGACGCCUACUACAACCACUACAGCGAGCUGUCGUCGGUCGAGGCGAACUGGGGCCUGCACACCCUGGGCCGCUGGGACGUCGGGGCCAACGUGUGGCGCCUCGUCGGCCGCAGGACGGGCGACGCGGUCCGCGCCUGGAGCGCCAGGGUCGCCGGCGACAGCUUCGCCAACUACUACUGGAACCAGAGCUACGGCGGCGUCUUCAGUAGCGCCUCCAACACGUCGCACCUCUACGUCGCCCCGAACCUCGGCAUCCUCGGGGGUUACUGCCGGACCGUGCUGCCCGCCAUCGCCCGCCUGUGGUACGGCUCGACCCUGCCCGGUUACUACCGCGACAUCAUCGAGGUGCCUGAUGCUCUGCAUCCGCCCAAGGGCUACGGGGUGCCCAUCGGGCUCGAGCCGGCCGAGCCCAUCACGACUCCCAUCCGUGUGUAUCCCGUCUAG
This is a messenger RNA of Colletotrichum higginsianum IMI 349063, 1335 nucleotides long. RefSeq names its product Acid phosphatase. The transcript has a single exon. Gene Ontology annotation, biological process: phospholipid catabolic process. Gene Ontology annotation, molecular function: hydrolase activity, acting on ester bonds. The record is from RefSeq and is a predicted model, not a curated record. Lineage: Eukaryota; Fungi; Ascomycota; Sordariomycetes; Glomerellales; Glomerellaceae. Bases 1 to 1335 code for a protein of 444 amino acids.